AGUGUUCUGAUCGAUUGAAGAAAAUGUUCCGAUCGCUAAAAGCUAAACAUGUGCACAUUGCCAUCGCUGGUCUUUCCGCGAUUGUUUCUUUUCUCAUUUUGGGUCCAAUUACUACGUGGGUGGAGACAUAUAAAUGCUGGGAAAUAAGUGUUUGGAAACACGUUUGUCUGCUGCAGAUCGCUGGUGGAAUGUUCCUCUUCAUUGGAGCCCUAAAGAAUAAUCACUUGCUAUUUUUGCCGUGGCUGGUGGCUGCCAUCAUCUUUAUUUACACACUCUGGUACAAGUCCUUCGUCUAUUUUAUUUUUCUGGAAGGCAAAAUGCUGACGGUGAUCCCCUUACUUCAAAUUAUCUCAGCCUUUUGGUCCUAUUUCGUGUAUGAUGUCUUCCAGGACUUUCUCCAAAUGUAUGGUCAAUCCAUUCGGCAAAACUCCAUAAUCGAGUCGUUGGAAACGGGGAAUUGAUGUGCGUUUUUAUUGAGCUGAGUGUAAAGGCAAAUAAGUGUGAACAUUGCGGUCGGUGUGUGUGUUUGCUUGGGGGUGUAAGUGUGCUUUUGUAGCCAAAAGUAAAAUAAGCGUUAAAAUGUCUGCUAACCCAGUGGAAGCGACGGGUGUGUGGGUCUGUUUGUGGGUCUCUUCUGGGGCCUUUGCGGUAUCGUUGCAUGCGUAUUGCAUUACCAGACCUGCACCCCUCCCAACCACCCCCUCUCACCCUUUUUUUUUACCACCCCCUUUGGCACAAAGUGGCGUAUGAAUAGAUACAUGUUUUGUUGCCUGUUUUGUUUGCCCCCCCUCCUUUCUUCCCCCUUUCCGUCUGUCUGUGGACUGGUUGUCGUAAUCCAACAAGCAGACAGGUUAAAUACACCGCAAGGACAGACUCGCACACACACAGGGGCUGCUGCAAAAAAAGUGUGACAAAGAUGGUGGGGAAAAGUGGCGGGAAAUGGGGAAAAUUCCGGGGAGCGACUCGAGCCGCGAUUCGGUUGGGAGACGCAGACGCAUCCAAACAAACAAUAAUCAUGCAACAAUAGUGAGAGCCGCAAACAAAUUGCUUUUCUAUGUAUAUGCUGGUGUAUAGGGAUCUGUCUGCACGGGGGAAAAUUAAGUUAUUUUAUAUUAUUUACUCAAUACUAAGAAUGUAGUAUAAGUUUUGUCAAUAUUUGAAAGAAUCAACAAAACACACAUUUUAUUAAAAUACAUUUAAUUAGUAUAAGCAUUAGAUUAAAAUUCCUCAUUAGUCUCUAAACGGAAUGUGCAGAUCAAAUUAACAACCAAUUUCUAAAAAAACCAACUGAAAUUCUAGAGUUAAAGUUAACCUUUUUAACUUAAGCUAAUUAUUUGUAAUAAUUUAAUGCCUAAAAAAAAAUAGUCUUGUCCCAUAUUAAUAAAUAAAAGUACAGCAAAAUAGUUUAA
Drosophila rhopaloa is the source of this 1409-nucleotide messenger RNA. RefSeq lists its product as uncharacterized. The record is from RefSeq and is a predicted model, not a curated record. Bases 24 to 461 code for a protein of 145 amino acids. The transcript is spliced from 3 exons. NCBI's taxonomy places the organism in Eukaryota, Metazoa, Arthropoda, Insecta, Diptera, Drosophilidae.